AUGGCGCAAGUAGAAGGCACUAUGGAUAUUCCGACGACGGAAGGGAUUACCGCGAUCGGAGAGGCCCUUCGCAAAACGACUCGAGGCCGCGACAGCGUGAUUCACGCGGGGAUGCGGACUAUGAUGACCCCUAUUACUCCGAUCAGCACGGACACUACCGACACCGGUCGGAUUCCCAUUCAGACCAUGAGCGUCACCGUCGACCGCGAAGCCGGCGGUCUCCCUACCGACAUCUCUGCAAAUGAGUUCCAAUCAAGUUUGCUGAACUCAUCCUUGAUCUCUCCCGACGAUAUCAUUGAGCUUCGAAUACCCAGCUCUGGAGGCUCCCGUCGCGCAUUCGUACAAUUCCAGACAGUCGAUCUGGCAGUUAGAUUUGUGGACAGGCACUUCCCUGAGCUCGUUGUCGACUCAACGGUCACCAGGAAUGCAUCCGAGCCCCGCAGACUGAUGCUGUACCUUCAUUUUGCAAGACCUCGUGAUGACGGCGAUCGGCGACAGCCCCCAAUAUUAUCUGGAUAUACGCACAUGUUAACUGGCGAGACCGAUGCUUCCAACGAUCCAUCCCAGUUCCUGGUUAUUUAUCCCCUAGAUGCCUGCGUGACGGAAGAAGUUCUUGAGUUUGGCAUAAAGAAGCUUGAAAUCGCCGAGAAGCAACCAGCUUCAAAGGAUGCAGGCGCUCCGGCUAAGCUCAAGUCAACCGCUCCUACGGGAGACGUAAGUGGCUACGGCGCUCGCCGCGGCUCCCUUCACCGAGUCUUCCUCAUUCGCGACAAAUCUGACAGUCAAUCGCUGAAAUAUGGAUUCGCCGAAUUUUGGACCUUGGAGGACGCUGCGGCAGCUUUGACGAAAUUUAGGAUGUCGCGGAACUUCACUAUUGGCGGCGCCUCGGUGAAUAUCUGCUCAAUCCACAUGGGUGUUUUUAUCCCCGAGCUACAGCAACCCUCGCCACAGGAGGAGAAGUUUUCAUUUGUUCCUUUAUUUAACCCAGCACUACGCGUAAAGUACUGGGAUCCUCGAGUCUUUGCCAACCAGCGCGUGGUAAAUGCCGAACCACCUGUCAAGGCCGAUCCCGCAGCGGAAGGCGCCUCAGUCUCGACUGAAGCCAAGAAGGCGAAAAAACGGAAGGCUGAUGGGAAUCUCUCCUCUGGGGUGACGAAGAAGCCGGUUGCCAUGGCGGGACAGAUGGCCAUGUGGCAGAAGAAACAUGAGGAAUUGCGUACAGAUGGUACCGUUGGAUCUGGUGAUGAGCGGGCUUCGGGCAACGAAGGUGCAUCAGAGUCUGGAUCGUCUCGGCAGCAAAAUCAGCCGUCUAGUACAUCCACAAUGCCACCAAAGGAAAAGCAGGGACCCAUCAAGAUAUCACUCGGAGGGUUGGCAGUCGCUCCUCCAGCAACCCCAGCCGAUGACGGCGCAGGAGCAUCGCCAAACAACAUGACUACUAAGUCGGAGCCUCCCGUCUCGUACGUAGAUCGAGAUCGGGUCUGCUGUCUACUCUGCAUGAUGAAGUACAAGUCCUUAGAUGACUUGGACACCCACGAGCGUUCUGGAAAUCACAAGAGAGCCAUGGCCGACGAUGAGAAGGUGAAGGCAGCCAUGCCGCGUCUCGGGGCCCGAGAUAAGAGGCUUCAGGAACAGGGCAAGGCGAACGACGAAGGAAAGUCGCAGCAGUACCGCGACCGAGCCAAGGAGCGGCGCGAGGCCUUCAACCAACCCAAGAAGCCAACACCCCAGCUAGCGAAGCAAAAGGUGCCAAAACCCGAAGCACCGGCUCCAGCGCCAGCAACAGCACCAGCGCCCUCGAAGGGUUCAGCAAUGCUUGCCAAGAUGGGCUGGACAGGACAAGGCCUCGGUGCGAACGGUGAGGGUAGGACGGAAAUUAUCGCUACGAACGCGUAUCAGGAGGGUGUUGGUCUCGGCGCGGAGGGUGGGAACCUCGGGGACGCUGCGGAGCUCGCACAGCGGAAGACGAAGAAUAGCUAUGCGGAGUACUUGACUACGGCGCAGGAUAAGGCGAGGGAAAGGUAUAAUAAGAUGAACUAG
This is a messenger RNA of Scedosporium apiospermum, 2040 nucleotides long. RefSeq lists its product as uncharacterized. Gene Ontology annotation, biological process: mRNA splicing, via spliceosome. Gene Ontology annotation, molecular function: RNA binding. The transcript is spliced from 5 exons. Lineage: Eukaryota; Fungi; Ascomycota; Sordariomycetes; Microascales; Microascaceae. Bases 1 to 2040 code for a protein of 679 amino acids. Gene Ontology annotation, cellular component: nucleus. The record is from RefSeq and is a predicted model, not a curated record.